Phymastichus coffea is the source of this 1698-nucleotide messenger RNA. RefSeq names its product larval cuticle protein A3A-like. The record is from RefSeq and is a predicted model, not a curated record. Lineage: Eukaryota; Metazoa; Arthropoda; Insecta; Hymenoptera; Eulophidae. The transcript has 2 exons. Gene Ontology annotation, cellular component: extracellular matrix. Bases 164 to 664 code for a protein of 166 amino acids.
GUUGCAACGCGCACUUGGUCCACUUACGAAAUAAUUUCGGGUGUGUAUGCACGAAUGGGCGUCGGUAUAUAAAGUCUAAGUUUUGUUCGGAACUGCAUCAGUCGCGCACUGCUUGCAAACAGUUCAACAGUUCAUCAGUCCUAAAGCAGCUCCAACAGCAAGCAUGGCUUUCAAAGUGGUCCUUCUGUCCGCUCUGGUGGUCGUCAGUGCCAGCGCUAUCAGUCAACCACUGAUAUUAUCUCCACAAACACCAUUGUCUUACUACGCGAAACAAGCAUCUUUGGAACUCCACGAUAUCGGCGAUCACGAGAAAGACGAUUACCACUACGAUUCUCAUCCUCGCUACCAGUUUUCCUACGACGUACACGACCGGCACACCGGUGACAUAAAAUCGCAGCACGAAGUUCGCGACGGCGACCGCGUCGAGGGCAGCUACUCUCUCAUCGAACCCGACGGUAGCAGGCGCACCGUCAAAUACACCGCCGACAAGCACAUCGGUUUCAACGCUAUCGUCCAGCGCGAACAUGCUCAUCAGCCAGCUUUCAUCUCUAAAUAUCAGCCGACCCUGAUUUCCAAAUAUCAACCAGCACUGAUAUCGAAAUAUCAGCCACAUCUGAUCUCCAACUAUCAGCCUCUCGAUUUUCACGGACGAUCUUACUACUAGAAGAAAUUUAUAUUAAUAUUCUUUGGCUCCACUGGGACGGUUGGUAUCACGUCAGGGCUCCGUUGAGGGAAAUUUACAUCUUUCCAACCAGAACGUUUAUUAAAGAUAAUUUUAUAUUUGAUUUCUCGUUCAAAAAUGAACUGAUUCGCUUUUUAACAGUGGAAAAUAACGAAACAAAUUUUUUUAACGUCAUUAUUUUCACGAUUUUGUCUCUAAGAUAUCACAACUCCUCAUGUUUUUCUUCAAUAUCGUUUAUAUUAGUUCGAUGACCAGUACUUUUCUCUUCAUAUAUCAAUUGAAUAAUAGUAUAGGACAAUAUUAUGGCUUUUGGAAAGAAUCCAUCAUUCGUUAUUAAAAUUAUUAGAAGCAAAAUGAACGCGCAAUCCUUGCCGAUGUAUAACGAUUUAACUUUGACAAUUUAUCUCGCUUUAUUUAGGUCGAAAACAUAUUUAAUUUUAUAGAAUAUGAAAGCUCGUGAAAAAUAUUAUCUAUGCAAAUAUUUUGGUUCGAUUCUGUUGUAAAGCAAAAUUGGGUGAAACCACUUAAAUCAGAAUGUUAUGUAGAUUUUACGUAAGAUUAGUUACUGUAAAUCAUGUCCAACUUAUCGUACUGAUAAGGUUUUGCAUUUCGUUAAUUUUGUAUAAUACUAUAUAUUGUAAUUGAAGCUAUACAUACGAUAAAAAGAUAUAACGAUCGUCAAAUCAAUGCAUUUAUUUUUUAAAGUAAUUUGAUAUUGUGAAAAAGAAAAAUUAGCAGAUUUGUAGAAGAGAUUUGUCAAGUGUAGCUUCUCCACCGACCUACAUUCAUUUGCAACUUUCGUAAGGCGCUGCGGCGCAGCAGAUUGUAAUGCCACCCUUUCAAUAUCUCGCGUUAAAACUGCACUCAAUCGCCUGCAAAAUUCCUGAUACUUCUAUCCGUUUGACAAGUAUUCCUUAUCACCUACGUACUUGCACAAUUGAUGGGUAUAAAACAUUUCCGCGAGCGUCGCUCUACUCCUUUACUUCCAUUCCAUACAACCAUCAGUACAUGCGACU